This is a messenger RNA of Micromonas commoda, 786 nucleotides long. RefSeq lists its product with no specific name. NCBI's taxonomy places the organism in Eukaryota, Viridiplantae, Chlorophyta, Mamiellophyceae, Mamiellales, Mamiellaceae. The record is from RefSeq and is a predicted model, not a curated record. The transcript has 2 exons. The coding region runs from base 1 to 786 and encodes 261 amino acids.
AUGGCGCACGACGCGCCCCCGUCCCCCGAGCUCGAUGACCGGACCAUCGAGACCGCGAUAGCGCUGGACAUAGACCCCUUCGCCGAGGAUCACCUGCUGUGGAUCGCCAGGUCCGCGCAGAACGACGCCGAGCUUCCCCCCGGUUGGCAUCGAUGCACGCUCGCGGACCUCUCCGAGGGCUACGCAAACCCCGCGCUCGGCGUGGAGCGACCCGAUCACCCGAGGGCCGAGGAGUUCCGCGUGCUCGUCGCGCAGGAGCGCAGGCGCACGGCGGCGCGCGCGCAUCGCCCGCACCCGGAACAGCCCCGCAAGCGAGCGCGAACGGGCAACGCGAGCGGCGGCGGCGGCGGCGGCGACGAGAAUGCGACGUCGCGGAUGGGCAAGACGCUCCACGUGGACGCCCGCAUCGCCGCGAUGGAGGCGUCGCACAGGAUCGCCCUCAAGGGUGCGCAGCGCAAGGUGGCGGAACUUGAGCGGCGUUUGAUUGAACGGGAGGAGGCGUGGGAGAACGAGCGCAUGGAGGCGGAGGCGCGAACGCACCGCGUCGUCGUCGAGGCGGAGGAGCGAAGUAGGGUCGGGUUGGAGGACGAGAGGCGAGCGAUGCGGGACACGAUCAGGCGGGCGGUGGAGCGGGAGCGUAAGGUGGCGGCGGAGGAGGCGACGCGGGCGGUGAAGACGUCGCUCAGGUCCGUAAAGGCGGCGGAGGCUGAGGAUGCGCGGCGGCGGGAGCUCGAGGCUGGAGGAGGCGCUCAGCAAGAUGCUCGCCUCCGCGCGGGAGGAGCUUAG